Aspergillus costaricaensis CBS 115574 is the source of this 1136-nucleotide messenger RNA. RefSeq names its product actin-binding ADF family protein. Gene Ontology annotation, molecular function: actin filament binding. Lineage: Eukaryota; Fungi; Ascomycota; Eurotiomycetes; Eurotiales; Aspergillaceae. Gene Ontology annotation, biological process: actin filament depolymerization; cell motility; actin filament severing. Bases 179 to 646 code for a protein of 155 amino acids. Gene Ontology annotation, cellular component: actin cortical patch; actin cytoskeleton; cytoplasm. The transcript is spliced from 6 exons. The record is from RefSeq and is a predicted model, not a curated record.
GGUUCCCAUCCAUCCUCCCCCGUUAUAUUCCUCUCUUACAUCCCCUCAUCCUGUCCCCGUUGCUCUUUCGCAGACCCCCCUUAAAAGUCAUUUGAACAGUCCCAACGGUGCUUGGUCAUCCGUCUGUCAACUCGUCUUACCUCUUUUCCAUCUCACCCCUUUAUCCACAUAAACAACCAUGUCUCUCGCAUCUGGUGUUUCUAUCACCGAUGAGUGCAUCACCGCAUUCAACGAGUUCCGCAUGAGCGGCAACAGCAAGGGAAGCAAGACGAAGUUUAUCAUUUUCAAGAUCGCCGACAACAAGAAGGAGGUCGUCAUCGACGAGGUCUCCCAGGACGAGGACUACGAGGUCUUCCGCGAAAAGCUCGCGGCCGCUAAGGAUGCUAAGGGCAACCCCGCUCCCCGUUAUGCAGUUUACGACGUCGAGUACGACUUGGGCGGUGGUGAAGGCAAGAGAAGCAAGAUCAUCUUCAUUUCCUGGGUUCCCAGCGACACCCCUACCCUCUGGUCCAUGAUCUACGCCAGCACUCGCGAGAACUUGAAGAACGCCCUCAACAUCCACACCUCUAUCCACGCCGACGACAAGGGCGACAUCGAGUGGAAGACCGUCCUGGCCGAGGCCAGCGGUGGUAAGGCUGGCAAAUAAACAAUGGCGCCGGCUGGGCCCGGGCCAGGUGACUUGGUUGUUGCAAAUCAACACAUCACACUGACUCACUUUGCGGAGUACCUCGGAACGACCAACUUCUUCAGUUUCUCUGCACAAACUUAGUUAAAUGAGAGAUCGUUACGACUUGAUUUCUUUUGAUAGUGACCGUAUCAUCUUGCGAUCGUGGCACUUUUCCUUUUUUUCCAAUGAUGAACGAAUAUUGGGGAGGGGAUUUUCUUUCUCUUUAUCAGCGUUUGUCUGUACAGAAUACUGUUACGUGCCAUGAUGUGUGAAUACGCGAUUCGAUGUAGAGUAGAAACAUCAGGUCACCCUGCACACAACGAACCCCCCAAAACUGAGCUUUCAGUCGAGUGCUUAGGUCUGAUAUUCGUGUGAAAUAGGCUAUCUCGACUAUUGAGUGCUGAGAAGGAAUGCCGGCCAGAUAGUAUGAGCAGUAGUGAGUAGGUAGUAGGAAGCACUUGGGUCUUGG